This is a messenger RNA of Callorhinus ursinus (northern fur seal), 1735 nucleotides long. It is a transcript of the gene HIBCH, whose product is annotated as 3-hydroxyisobutyryl-CoA hydrolase. Gene Ontology annotation, cellular component: mitochondrion. The record is from RefSeq and is a predicted model, not a curated record. Gene Ontology annotation, biological process: L-valine catabolic process. NCBI's taxonomy places the organism in Eukaryota, Metazoa, Chordata, Mammalia, Carnivora, Otariidae. Gene Ontology annotation, molecular function: 3-hydroxyisobutyryl-CoA hydrolase activity.
GGAGGAGCAGGGCGGCGGUGGGUGGGUCUGACGUGAGGCGACUCGAUUCUCCUGCGCGCCGCCUUCUACUACUUUCCGCUCGCGGGUGUCUUUGACAUGGGGCUGCAGCAGAUGUGGAGGCUCGUGUGGAGGUUUAAUUCAUUCAAAAGAACUGAUAUCAUACUGCAACAUUUGAGAAUGUCUAAGCACACGGAUGCAGCAGAAGUACUAUUGGAAAGAAAAGGUUGUGCAGGAGUGAUAACACUAAAUAGACCAAAGUUCCUAAAUGCACUGAAUGUUAGUAUGAUUCGGCACAUUUAUCCACAGCUGAAGAAUUGGGAACAAGAUCCUGAAACUUUCCUGAUCAUUAUAAAAGGAGCUGGUGGAAAGGCUUUCUGUGCUGGGGGUGAUAUCAGAGCGAUCUCCGAAGCUGGAAAGGCAAACCAGAAGAUAGCUCAAGAUUUCUUUAGAGAAGAAUAUAUGCUGAACAAUGCCAUUGGUUCUUGCCAGAAACCAUAUGUUGCACUUAUUCAUGGAAUUACAAUGGGUGGGGGAGUUGGUCUCUCAGUUCAUGGGCAAUUCCGAGUGGCUACUGAAAAGUCUCUUUUUGCGAUGCCAGAAACAGCAAUAGGACUCUUCCCUGAUGUGGGUGGAGGUUAUUUCUUGCCACGACUUCGAGGAAAACUUGGUUACUUCCUUGCAUUAACAGGAUUCAGGCUGAAAGGAAGAGAUGUGUAUGCAGCAGGAAUUGCUACACAUUUUGUAGAUUCUGAAAAGUUGGGCAUGUUAGAAGAAGAUUUGUUAGCCCUAAAAUCUCCCUCAAAAGAAAAUAUUGCAGAUGUCUUAGAUGCUUACCAUGCAAAGUCCAAGAUUGAUCAAGACAAGUCUUUUAUACUUGAGGAACACAUGGACAAAAUAAACAGUUGGUUCUCGGCCAAUACCUUGGAACAGAUAAUUGAAAAUUUACAGCAAGAUGGUUCAUCUUUUGCCCUAGAACAGUUGAAGGUAAUUAGUAAAAUGUCUCCAACAUCCCUAAAGAUCACACUAAGGCAACUCAUAGAGGGGUCUUCAAAGACCUUGCAAGAAGUAUUAACUAUGGAAUAUCGGCUGAGUCAAGCUUGUAUGGGAGGCCAUGACUUUUAUGAAGGUGUUAGGGCAGUUUUAAUAGAUAAAGACCAGAGUCCAAAGUGGAAACCGGCUGAUUUAAAAGAAGUUACUGAUGAAGAUUUGAAUGAGUACUUUAAAUCUCUGGGAAGUAACGAUUUGAAAUUUUAAGGUGACUAGAUUUUUAAGGGAUUAUUUUGGAGCAAGUUUCAGCAAACCAUAGUACAUGGGCCAGAUCCAGCCUGCUGCCUGUUGUUUAGUUUUCCACAAGCUAAGAAUGGUUUCUGCAUUUUUAAAUGGCUGAGGGAAAAAAAAACAAAAACAAAGACUAAUAUGUCAUGACAUGUGAAAAUUACAUGAAAUUCAAAUAUCAGUGUUCAUAAAUAAAGCUUUAUUGGAAAAUCACUGUACUCAGCUUUUUACAUAUUGUCUAUGGCUGCUUUGAGUAGUUGCAACAGAGACUGUAAGGCCCGCAAAGCCUAAGAUACUCUCGGAUCCUUUUUGGAAAAUGUUUGCCAACCCGUUUUAUAGAAAUGGGAAAAUUUGAAGGUCUUAAAUAUCUAAUUGAAAUGAGAGCCUUAUGUUUUGGCUUUGGGUAGUAGUUUUUAUGUUGAGUAAAUAAACUUAUGUAUAGAUUAUUAAAAAAAUAACC